Marmota flaviventris (yellow-bellied marmot) is the source of this 1170-nucleotide messenger RNA. RefSeq names its product syntaxin 19 (gene Stx19). Gene Ontology annotation, biological process: synaptic vesicle fusion to presynaptic active zone membrane; intracellular protein transport; exocytosis. Lineage: Eukaryota; Metazoa; Chordata; Mammalia; Rodentia; Sciuridae. Gene Ontology annotation, molecular function: SNARE binding; SNAP receptor activity. Gene Ontology annotation, cellular component: presynaptic active zone membrane; SNARE complex; synaptic vesicle. The record is from RefSeq and is a predicted model, not a curated record.
GUGUGAAGUAAGCAAUUUGUUCUUCUCAUUUCAUAUUAACAGCAAAAGUACAACUUUAUCUCCAACUUAUUUGAUUUCAUUAUUUGGCUUUUAAUUAACUAUAUGAGAAACAUAUAGAAAUUAGUCUGUGACCUAUAAGACAGAGAUUUCAGUAAUUUGAUCAAACAUUACAUCAUGUGAUACUCAGAUUUCAUUUCAAAGGCAGAACUCACAACAAGGAAGGUGGAAAAGCAACAAAAGGAACAAGACAGAAAGCAGGAAAGGGAAGAUGAAAGACCGACUUCAAGAACUAAAGCAAAAAACAAAGGAAAUUGAACUUUACAGAGACAGUCAUGUGUUGAGUACGGAAACAGAGGAAAAAGGGGUGUUUGUGCAGCAAGCUGUUAUUUAUGAGAGAGAGCCUGUAGCUGAGAGACACCUACAUGAGAUCCAAAAACUACAGGAGAAUAUUAACAAUUUGGCAGAUGAUGUGCAAAGAUUUGGACAGCAACAGAAAAGUCUGAUGGCUUCAAUGAGAAGGUUUAGCCUCCUUAAGAGAGAGUCUAGCAUUACAAAGGAGAUAAAAACCCAAGCAGAACACAUUAACAGAGGUUUGGAUGAUUUAGUUAAAGAAGUUAAAAAGUCAGAGGUUGAAAAUGGUCCAUCAUCAGUCAUCACAAGGAUACUUAAAUCUCAGUAUGCUGCAAUGUUCCGCCAUUUUCAACAAACUAUGUUUAUAUACAAUGACACAAUAGCUGCAAAGCAAGAGAAGUGCAAGGCAUUUAUUUUUCGUCAACUUGAAGUUGCUGGUAAAGAGGUACCUGAAGAAGAAGUAAAUGAUAUGCUUCACCAAGGAAAAUGGGAAGUUUUUAAUGAAAGCUUACUCACAGAAAUCAAUAUCACUAAAGCACAACUCUCAGAGAUUGAACAAAGACAUAAGGAACUUGUUAAUUUGGAAAACCAAGUAAAGGAUUUACGGGAUCUUUUCAUUCAGAUAUCUCUUUUAGUAGAGGAACAAGGAGAGAGCAUCAAUAAUAUUGAAAUGAUAGUAAAUAGUACCAAAGAUUAUGUUAACAAUACUAAAGAGAAAUUUGGACUAGCAGUAAAAUACAAAAAAAGAAAUCCAUGCAGGAUACUGUGCUGUUGGUGCUGUCCAUGCCGUGGCUCAAAAUAAAGAAACUAUUUUUAAAA